Molecule: messenger RNA, 3805 nt
Organism: Photinus pyralis (common eastern firefly)
Lineage: Eukaryota; Metazoa; Arthropoda; Insecta; Coleoptera; Lampyridae
Product: transcription factor Sox-13-like
Exons: 8
Coding region: 16-2277 (753 amino acids)
Biological process (GO): regulation of transcription by RNA polymerase II; cell fate commitment
Cellular component (GO): nucleus
Molecular function (GO): DNA-binding transcription factor activity, RNA polymerase II-specific; RNA polymerase II cis-regulatory region sequence-specific DNA binding
Source: RefSeq, a predicted model, not a curated record
AUUUGUUAGCGCGAAAUGUGUAAAUUGUUCCCGAAAAAUAAUGCGCCGUUCCGGGAGGUUUUAAUUGUCAUGACUACAAGGUACGAUUUCGGGUGGAAACAGGAGAGAAGAAACAUGUCUUCAAAGAGGAAAUCUCCGCCGACUAAAUUACAAGAAGGCGGGUCCGGCAUUGAAGAAGCAGCACCUUUGCCGCCGACGAUAAUCGGCGGUGGAAGUGAAGGGGGUCUGACCGAUUUGGACGAAACUAGUAGUAAUAAUCUUAGCGAUCUCGGGGACGAGGAUCCGACAACGAUGGUCAGUAAUAACGUCGCGUUUUAUCAAUUGUCUGAAUCGCCAUCGGGAUCUGGUUCCGGUAGUGACGUCGAUGAUGGUAUUGAAGAAGACCGAUCGCCCCCAAAAAAGCAAAGAAGAGGAUACACGGACGCUCCCAAUAGCAAUUUGUUAGUUCCUGGUGCACUUUCCGCAAUGGCUCUGCAUAAUGAUCAACUGAGGCAAGAGUCGGAAAAUAGACGAAGAAAUUCCUCCGAAUGUAGUUCGCCAUCUUCAGAUAUUAAAACCAGUAUACAUUAUAAUAAUAAUAAUAGUAGUUUGCAUAAUAACAAUAGUUCCUCACACCCUGUAAAACGUUCAAUGGACGAUGUGCUGAAAAGAUUAACGUCAAAAAUGAAUAGCAGUACAAUAAAAGAAGAGCAAAAGCGGCCUACACCGUCGACGACGCCCAACUCCAUCCACAAUUCCGACAUGGAAAGCGUGGCAGCGUUACAGCAGGCACUUUCGGGAGAUAACGUUUUGGAAAAGGAACGAAAAAUCUCCGAAAUGAUCUUGCAGUUGCAAAUGCUACGCGGUCAGCUACUGUCUCAAGACCCUCCCCAGCAAGAAUCCAACAAGACAAGUGCGAUUGCGGAUGAAACACAGAAGCAAAUCGAACUUCAAAUUCACAGGCAUGAGCAGCUCUUGCAGCAACAGAAACUUCACGAAUUACACGCAAAGUAUGCAGCGACCGGUGCCGUUGGACCUCAAGGACUCGUUUUUCUACCUUUCCUUGAGCAGCUGCGAGGAUUGCACCCGGCAGCUGUACCCCCCGGUUUGGGAAAGUCACAUAUACCCAAUCAGAUGCUACCUCCACCUCAUCAAGUUCCAAAUUGGAUAUCAGCAACAGCGCAUUUGGCCCAAAUGUCCGCAGCCGCAAUCUCGACCACAACGGACAAACGAUCUCCCCCGCGUCAGCCAACUCCCUCUCCCCCACCACAAAUAUCCGACCCCGACGCCCCCCUCAAUCUCACAAAACCUAAGUCUUCCAGUUCUGAAUCGACCGGAUCUAGUCCUCACAAUAUCCCAGUCAGUAUGCAAAGCUUUAGCGAGCAGCCCGUCGCAGCUACCACCCCUAAACUAUUACCUCCAGGUCUCGUGAUGCCCAGACCUUUCCUAGCGUACGCGGGCUUACCGCCUCAAUUCCCGCUGCCCCCCAACACAGAUCGCCACAAAACGGGAAAGGAGGGCCUACUGAGCCCUGACAAACACCAUUUUCCCAUGCACAUGUAUGGAUUGUCAAGCGCGUCGCACCUCACCGGUGGCAAACCUAGGGAUGACCCCUCGAUUAAAGACGAACCCGACUACCUUGCGGCGUGUCACAUGUGGGCCGGUAGCGACCCCAGUUAUAAGCUGGCCGAAGACAGCAAGGACGCGAAAAUUGUAAGGCAGGUGAAGAGGGAAUCCGAAAACAAACCUCACAUCAAGAGACCAAUGAACGCAUUUAUGGUGUGGGCGAAGGACGAAAGGCGAAAAAUCCUGAAGGCUUGUCCCGAUAUGCACAACUCCAACAUUUCAAAAAUCUUAGGAGCGCGCUGGAAGGCGAUGUCAAACGCAGAGAAGCAACCCUACUACGAAGAACAGUCGCGACUAUCAAAGCUGCACAUGGAAAAACAUCCGGAUUACCGAUAUCGGCCGCGACCUAAACGAACUUGCAUCGUAGACGGUAAAAAAAUGCGCAUUUCGGAAUACAAAAUGCUAAUGCGCCAAAGGCGACAGGAAAUGCGCCAGUUAUGGUGUCGCGACAGCGGUUCCGAGAUGAGCUUUCUUGCACCCGGUUCGGACCUAACGUCGCCCGCGUCUACGUCAGCGGGAAGAAUGUCCGUUUCUCCCCCCAUGAUUUCGAUGAACGGUGCGGGGCCGAGUUCCGAAGGAUUUUAUCACAGUGACAGUAUUUCCCCAGAAGCGAUGAGCUUUAUGCACGAACAUUCUGCCUACGAUUCGAGUCCCAGACAUGAUGAUGACUGAACCUGAGUUUCAAGGGAACUGAGCUUCCCUUGGUAUUAACGAAUUCACGGGCGGAUACGAGUUGGAAAAUCGGUGACUUACUCGAAUAAACGACAUGACAAAGUAUUUUAAAUUAUUUAUUAUCUCGACAAAGGAAUUUGUAUAUAUAACAUACUUUCCUUUUUUUACGAACGCUCGAACUUAUCCAGAUGUCAGUGUCCCUUAACACAGUGUUCUCGAGGGCAGUUCAAAUUCAAGUGUGCCAUCUAGUUGACGCAAAUGUGAACUUUUACGAGACUUAUAAAAAAUUAUUGGUUAUUAUUAUUAUUAUCACAAUUAUUUGGUGUUGUAGUUGUAUUGUUAUGUAGAUAUGCCAUUCAGAUUUUCAUGUUAUUUAUUUACAUUUAGUUAUAUAUCGAAAUUUGUUUUUCUCUUUUAUUGUAAAUUCUUGUAAAGUUUUAUAUGUGUUUUUUUACAUUGCAUAUACGCGAAUAAAUUUAUUAACAGUAACUUUACAUAGUGCUCAGUGUUUUUGGUUCAAGUGCAAUGUCAUUUUCAUGUAUAUUAUUUUCUACUGUUGAUGUUUGUAUAUUUUAAUGUUAAGAGCCAGUACUUUAACUAAUAUUAUUUAUUUUAAAGUUAUUUGUACUUGUACAGUGCCCUAUUUUUACCGAAUCUGUACUUAUAAGUGCCCUGCGCCAAUCGCUACCUAUCGGUAGAGGUCUUAAUUUUUUUUAUAAUCUUCAUCUGCAAGUACCUGGGCACUUCUACUUAAUCCAUUUCUGUUUUAGAAACGACAUAUUGUAAAUUUUGUUAUUUAAUUGUUGCAAAAACAAUCAAAAUUUUAUAUAUUUUAUUUUACAAUCAGUACAAAGUUGUUUGUUUUUGCAAUUAAAUCGAUGAACUUUACAAUCACCACGUAUUUAACCUUAAAAAAUAAUAUUGUUCAUGGGUAUUUAAGCAAGUAGAUUCUAGAAUGUAAAUACUUUUAAAAAACAGGCGACGACCUUUGCAAGCCAAUUUUUAUUUUAUUAUUACAACUAAUAUUUCUCGAACGCCCGCAUUUUUCAUUGAUCCAAUGUUAUUUCUUUGCAGUAUUUAGUUAUAAAUUCCCUCUGAAGCAGCUUAUGAUUUGAAUCGUUAUGGGGCCAUUUUUAUUAAACAAAAUAUUAGUUGUCUAUAAAGAAAGGUUAGAGAAGUGUUAUAAUUGUAUUUGAUGAUAAGUUAAAUAAAAUGUGAUACCUGUAAUCUACAUAGGUAUAGUUUAUUUGAAGUAUGUAGUAUUUUAAAUUGAGACGUAAAGCACUAGUGUUGAAAAAGUGAAACGGAGAGAAAGAGCAAAUGUUUGUAUGCAUUUAAAAUAUUCCUUAAUGCAUAUAGGGCUAGUGAAUGUUGUUUAUAAAAAUACCAUAAUCAAUGUGUAAUGUCUAUGAAAUAUUAAAAAAAAAUGCAUAGACCUGUAUCUCAAAAACAUUUAAAGAAAUGAUUACUAGAACUAUAGGCUCACUGUUUUCUGUGCCAAAUUCAAGGAAAUAAAUUGUAAAAUGUA